UUUGGAUUAUCAAAAUUUCUUAUUAUUUUUAAUUAAUUUUAAAUUUUCCCGCUCACCACAUCAAACAUAACCCAACUUUUUCCUUCACAUCUUCUUCGACGCAAAAAGAAUUUUCUUAUUAAUAACAACGAAUAAAUAGCGAAUAAAUAACGGGAAUCAUCAACGAAAACGUUACGAACAUCUCAAGGUAAAAAAAAUCGUAAAAUAAAGGUAAAAGAUGACCCAAAGAAGCGAUUUGGACUUAUUAUUGAAAUACCCGAUGGUUUUACCAAAAAAUUACUCAAAAUACGAAUAUUCCGGUUACAUAAAAGUCAACGAAAACGAUUAUGAGGUUAAUUUCACCAUCGAAAAUAAAAAAUAUAGAUUAAAACCAACCGACGAUUUAAACCCAUUUUGGAAUAAAAUUAAAAAAUUAAGCGAAAUUGAUUAUUUCUCCCCCGUCGAUUUCUUGGACACAUUAACAGAGUGUAUUAAAAAAAACUCAAAGUUAGAAAAACCCGAGGAUUACGUUGAUUUAUACCGGAAAGUUCUACGAGAAUACUCCGAAUUAAGACAAUUCUACAUCAACAUUGAUUAUGCUCAAUUAUCGAAAGAUUUAAAAACAAUACGGGUGGUUCAUUCUGAUGAGAAAAGUCGAAAACACCCCAUUUUAAUUGAAGUUGAUUACGAAGCGCCUCCUAACAAAAUAUUUAAAAUAACUAAAUGCGAUCUUCCUGAAUACCAAGAGAGUCUUGUUAAAACUCCAGAUGGUUCUUUACUAACAGUUUAUGAGAAUUAUUUAAAAAUCGUUAAUAAUAAUAACCUGCAAGCACUUUUUGAUAUUUUAGAUGAGAUUGAUAAGAAUUGUUGGGUUUUAGAGCCUGAAAAUCCAACAAGGAGGGAUGUUUCAAGAAGAAUUAUGCUUGAUGAAAAAGUCUCGAUCGUGAUUACUUUCAACCCGAAGGAUGUUUCGACGAUCCCCCAAAUCAAAUUCUUAGGCCCGGUGGGGUUAACCAAGAAAUACGUGGACUUAUUAAACAAAAAUUGUGUUAAUUACAACCCACACGGCGACACAAUCUUGGAAUUAUACAACUUAUUAGAAAUAAAAAAUUUUCCAAGGCAACCAACGAACGUUUUGGAGGAGGAAUUGCUCGUCAACGAUGAAGAGUGCUGUAUAUGUUUUUCGAAGUGGUUAGAAGGAAAAGCGCCGGAAGUUCAAUGCGAGAAUGGAUCGUGUAGGCAACGAUUUCACUUCGACUGCUUAUACCAGUGGUUAAGAUCAUCGAGUUCGACCACGUUUUAUUACGAAAUUUACGGAAAUUGUCCAAAUUGCGAAAAGAAAAUCCGAUGUCCAUUUCCAGCUGAGACAAACACAGAAAAUUGAAUUGGAAAAGAAAAAAAAACACUUUUUUGAUUUAUUUAUAUAUAAAUA
Molecule: messenger RNA, 1411 nt
Organism: Onthophagus taurus
Lineage: Eukaryota; Metazoa; Arthropoda; Insecta; Coleoptera; Scarabaeidae
Gene: Fancl
Product: E3 ubiquitin-protein ligase Fancl
Biological process (GO): protein monoubiquitination; interstrand cross-link repair
Cellular component (GO): Fanconi anaemia nuclear complex; nucleus
Molecular function (GO): ubiquitin protein ligase activity
Source: RefSeq, a predicted model, not a curated record